Messenger RNA from Pleuronectes platessa (European plaice), 7126 nucleotides. RefSeq names its product protein tyrosine phosphatase non-receptor type 4a (gene ptpn4a). Gene Ontology annotation, cellular component: cytoplasm; cytoplasmic side of plasma membrane; cytoskeleton. The coding region runs from base 461 to 3577 and encodes 1038 amino acids. The record is from RefSeq and is a predicted model, not a curated record. NCBI's taxonomy places the organism in Eukaryota, Metazoa, Chordata, Actinopteri, Pleuronectiformes, Pleuronectidae. Gene Ontology annotation, molecular function: cytoskeletal protein binding; protein tyrosine phosphatase activity. Gene Ontology annotation, biological process: protein dephosphorylation. The transcript is spliced from 27 exons.
UCUACGCUUGUGAUAUUUAUAAUCCCCCCCCCACCCCCCUGGAGAUUGCAUAUUUUUUCCCCCUGUUUUGAUCACGCAUGCGUGGGAUUAUAUAUUUCGCACCGCGUCGACCUGAAAUGACUGCCGCUGGUCGCCGCGUCUAGCCAAUGGUUACUGCGGGGGCUCCUCGCUUGUGGAUUACCCGUCGUCGCCGAGCCAGUCGCAUGGUCGAGCCCGGAGGAGGCCCCGCUCUGCUGGGUGGAUGUGUGUGAGGCACCGCCGGACCGCGAGUGCUGGUGAAGACGGUGAUAGUGGUGAUGAUGCUCGGGCUUCGUCGGCAGUGGGCGAACUGAUCUUGGAUGUUCGGGCCACAUCGCCCCCGACACACACACACUCACCAUUUCCUCACACGGAGAAACAUUGAAUUGCUUAAAAACUGGACGCCCCUGGAGCAGUUUAUGACGACCCUGGGAGGAGCGUGAUGAGCGCGCGCUUCCGCUUGCCUGCUGGCAGAUCCUACAAUGUCCGGGCGACGGAGCUGGAGCGAGACAGGCCGCACACACAGGUUGUGUGCAACAUACUGCUGCUGGACAACACUGUCCAGGCGUUCAAAGUCAGCAAGUCGGACCAUGGCCAGCUGCUGCUGGAUGCUGUCUUUAAGCACCUGGAGCUGACGGAGAGGGACUACUUCGGCCUGCACUUGACUGAUGACUCCUCAGAUACACCGCGCUGGCUCGAUCCCAACAAGCCCAUCAGGAAACAGUUAAAAAGAGGCUCUCCCCACAACUUGAGCUUCAGAGUCAAAUUCUUUGUGACAGACCCGGGCAAACUUCAGGAAGAAUACACACGAUAUCAAUAUUUUCUCCAGAUCAAGCAGGAUAUAUUAACUGGAAGAUUGCCCUGUCCACACAACACAGCCGCACUGCUGGCGUCCUAUGCUGUUCAAUCUGAGAUAGGAGACUACAGUGAAGCGGAGCACAGUUCUGGCUAUCUGUCCGAAUACUGCUUCAUCCCCAACCCCCCACAAGACUUCCACAAAGAGGUCGCCAAACAUCACCAGCAGCACAGCGGUCUAUCUCCUGCCCAGUCAGAGUUUAAUUAUCUGAACACAGCACGCACGCUAGAGCUCUACGGGGUAGAGCUGCACUAUGCAAGGGACCAGAGCAACACGGAGAUUCUCAUCGGGGUGAUGUCCGCUGGCAUCGUGAUUUUCAAGAACAGGGUACGGAUCAACUAUUUCCCAUGGUUGAAAAUAGUGAAAAUCUCCUUCAAGUGCAAACAGUUCUUCGUCCAGCUGAGAAGAGAGGCGACCGAGACCCGGGAGACGCUGCUGGGUUUCAACAUGGUCAACUACCGGGCCUGUAAGAACCUGUGGAAGGCCUGCGUGGAGCACCACACGUUCUUCAGGCUGGAGCGGCCCAUCCCGCCACAGAAGAACUUCUUCGCUCACUACUUCACGCUGGGCUCAAAGUUCAGAUACUGCGGGCGGACAGAGGUGCAGUCUGUGCAGUAUGGGAAGGACAAGGGCAUCAAGGACAGAGUGUUUGCCAGUAGGUCUCCCAGCAAGCCACUGUCCAGAAGGUUGGUGGGCGGAAUGGACUGGGAGUCGGUCAGCAGGAACAGCCUAUCAGAUGAGAGACUGGAAACCCAGAGCCUGCCCACUCGCUCGCCGCCCGGGACGCCCAAUCAAAACUCGCUGUUUGUCCAAGAUGGCACUCGGUUACGCCCCUCGUCUGUCGGACACCUGGUGGACCACGUGAUUCACGCCUCACCCAGCCUGCCGGUCUUCUCCUGUAAUCAUAAGUCGGCGUCGUCCACGCAGGCCAACAGCAUCAGCCUGGACUCCACACCGUCUCCGGAGGGGCUAGACGGUCUGCCUCCAGCUCUGCCUCCCAAGCAGCUGAGCAGGAAGACCUUGAGCCAGAUCAUCCAGGCCCACUCUCAACAGAGCCUCCUGGACAACCACCUCAACGAGAUGUACGAUGUCCCCGUCAACGCUGACAAGACAACGCUGAAUGGAGUCGUCCCUCAUGAUAAUUUGGUCCUAAUCAAAAUGAGACCCGAUGAGCACGGACGAUUCGGCUUCAAUGUGAAGGGUGGAGCUGACCAGAAGAUGCCUAUCAUCGUGUCGAGAGUAGCUCCGGGAACACCAGCGGACCUCUGCGUGCCCCGCCUCAACGAGGGCGACCAGGUGGUCCUGAUCAACGGGCGGGACAUCUCCGACCACACCCACGACCAGGUGGUCAUGUUCAUCAAGGCCAGCUGUGAGAGCCACUCUGGGGAGCUCAUCCUAUUGGUCAGACCAAACGCCAUCUAUGACGUGGUGGAGGAGAAGGCGGAUUCGGAGCCAGAUUUCCAGUACAUCCCUGAGAAGACCCCUCAGGACCCCACCCAGCUCGACCAGCAUGCUCUGAGGGACUCCAUGGUAGCACUGAAGGACGGCCUGAGUGGUGGAGCCAUACUGGCCCAGUUUGAUCAACUGUACAGGAAGAGGCCGGGGAUGACUAUGCUGUGUGCCAAAUUACCUCAGAACGUUUCCAAAAACCGCUACAGAGACAUCUCUCCUUACGAUGCCACCCGGGUCAUUCUGAAAAACGCAGAUGACUACAUCAAUGCAAAUUACAUCAAUAUGGAGAUUCCAGCCUCCAGUCUGAUAAACCGCUACAUAGCAUGCCAGGGCCCGCUGCCCAACACCUGCCCUGACUUCUGGCAAAUGACCUGGGAACAAGGCUCAUCCAUGGUUGUCAUGCUGACCACGCAGGUCGAGAGGGGACGGGUAAAGUGUCAUCAGUACUGGCCCAACCCCGACAGCACCACCACCUACGGAAACUUCACAGUCACGUGCCACAACGAAGAGGGCAACUCCGCCUUCCUGGUCCGAGAGAUGACUCUUACCAACACGGAGAGCGAGGAGGAGAGAGAGCUGACUCAGAUCCAGUACCUGGCGUGGCCGGACCACGGCGUUCCCGAUGAUUCCACUGAUUUCCUGGACUUCGUGUCGCUGGUGCGGACCAAACGAGCUGGACAGGACCAGCCCAUGGUCGUGCACUGCAGUGCUGGAAUCGGUCGGACGGGGGUUCUCAUCACAAUGGAGACGGCAUUGUGUCUAAUGGAGUGCGGUCAACCAGUGUACCCAGUAGACAUCGUCCGGACUAUGAGAGACCAGAGGGCCAUGAUGAUACAAACACCCAGUCAGUACCGCUUCGUGUGCGAGGCCAUCCUGAAGGUCUACGAGGAAGGUCUGGUCAAACCACUCAUGACCGCCGUCUACCUGCAGAGGGAGAGGGUGACUGACGAGAGGGGGGGGGAGCAGCAGAGAGCGGCCGAGGAGAUGGACGAGACGGCAGCGACGGAGGAGGACGAGGAGGCCGGGGUGGAGCUGCUGGAGGGAGAGCUGGACGAAGAGGACGACGAUGACGAGGAGGUGGAGGUGCUGGACGUGGGUGAAGUGACAGAAGAUGGGGAGGAGGAGGAGGAGGAGGAGGAAGAAGAGGAGGAGGAGGAAUUGGAGGAGCCGAGCGUUGCGAGCGCCACCAGCGUGACCAGCGUGACCAGCGAGACCAGCGCGAACCCUGACGCCGAUCCUGCUAACCUGUGACGUUUUGACCUCCAGGGGGCGCCAGGGGGUCACCAGGCCUGCAGGUGGUCGGAGUGGAGAACAAAAAGCACUGUUGCACUUUAUGCUGAUUUAAAAUGAACAACAACAAAAAAAAAGGACAAACAAACAAAACGUGAAAAUCAUGGACAUGUUAGAGUUUUUAAAAAAAGAAAUCCAGCUGUGUUGACUAGGUACCAUUAGGGAGUAUUGUCUGUUCAGGGUAUGGAGAAAAAAAGUAUACAAAGAACGAGAAGGUACAAGUACGAGAGAGUAAAAUGUGGACGGGGAGUUGCUGUAGUGCCAUAAGUAUGAAGGGGAAGGGCCGCCCCCCCCCCCCCAUGGAUGGAAGCCCCCCCCCCUGCCCGUUUCUCCUCUUUUCAUUGGUUCCUAAAGGGUCGCCCUGUCCCCUUCUCAGCGAGUCUGCCAGACGGACCUGCCUUUUUUUUUAGUGUCCUUUUAGCUGAUGAAGAGAUAAACCUUAUCUUUUGUUCUUCAGAAAGAGUAUUUAUUGUGUUUUAGUUUGUGUCAAACCCUGUCCACUGAACAAAAAAAGUUGUAUGUUUUGUUUGUACGAGUCUACGGCUUCACGCUUUUUCCUGAUUAAAUCUUAGGUAGUAAAGUGAUUCCUCUUCUUCUAACUACUUCUUUAUUUCAUUUUUUUUUUUUAAACUUUUUUUGUGGAGAAAAAAACAACAGUGAUUUAAUUUAUUGUGCUAUUGUUUUUAUGUUUUUUUUUUUAAUCUUUCUCGGCUUUCUCUCACCUGAGUUUGGGACGGACGGACUCACCUCUCGUUCCGCGGAGAGUCGGUUCCCUGGUUCUCUUUGUGUUGUGUUUUGAGCUGACAGCCUCGCGUGUGCUCUGAAGUGGCCGGUGUUUGGUGCAGUGAGGAGUAGAGCUGGUUUACAAUCCUCAGGGCCCGAGUCUCCUGGGCGCCUCCCUGUCACUCUCGUACCAGUCACAGCUCAGACUGUACGCUGAGCUGGAAAAUUUAAAAUGUUGAGCAUCGAUCGAUUACUUCAUGAUAUCUAUUGAACCCCCUUGGUGUUAACACAAGAUGGUGUCUCCCAGAGAGAGAGGCCCCAGCAGACACACGGUCACAAUCGAAGCUAUUUUCCUGAUUAAGCUAAGAAACGAUUCUGAGGUCAGUUCUUUCUUCAAAAUCCUUCCCCAGUUUUCUUCUUCUCAGAAAGCGUUUUCUUGGUGAGCUGACAGGGAACUGAUCUCAACCUUUUGUGUGGCAGAACCUGAAACCUCAGCGGCACCCUCCAUUGGCCUCCCCCCUUUUUUUUUUUCCACAUCCAGAGACCAAGACUUUGAAACCUGUAGAGCAGAGCAAACCCACAGACCUGCUCUCGCUGAUGACUCACUGCUCUCUACGAGCGAUUGUCAUUAAACCCAGUAAGACUAACUAUUUGUUUAAUGUCCUAAUGGAGAACCUUGUUUUUUUGCUAAGCUCCACUGGGGGGGGGGGGGGGGGGGGAGGUCAACAUGGCUGAGCUCACAACCGAAUCUGAUCUCAACGUGUGUGUCUCUGUGACUGUGUGUGUCUGCGACGGUUCAAUGAAGCAACACAAACGGAUCAGUUACCCAGUACUUUACCUUUUAUUUUAAAUACUGACCUUUCACAGUGGUACUUCAUCAGUUUCAAGGCACCUGUUGUUUUUAGGCGAAUGACGUGUGAUGAUUGAUAAGUGACGACUUGUAUUUCUAAUUCACAGAACCCAGCAUCAAGUUGCUCGUUGAGUCUUUUUUUAAUUGUCCUAGGACGGGUUGAGCUGUCAAUGUGUUUUAUCGGGAUGGAUCGGAGUUUGAGCCUCUUUAUAAUUGGAGAUAUUUUUUCUUAUCCACUGCUUCAGUUCCUGCUGUCAUUGGCUCCUACAAUGGACUCUGCUGGAAAAACCUACUGCUGUGUGCGUGUGUGUGUGUGCGUGUGUGUGUGUGCGUGUGUGUGUGUGUGUGUGAGUGCGUAUUCAACCUCUAUCUCUCUUUCUCUCCCAUUCAUGAAAUAUAGUUUAUCCGCUGUCUGGUCUACGCCUGCUUGUUCGUUAACUGGAAUGAAAGGUUGUGCCAUAAAGCCAUAAACCUAAACUAAACCUGAUCUCAAGUUUUUUUAGACAAAUGCAAAGAGCCUUGGCGAAGAGUCAUAUCUUGUUUGAGCCUAAAUUUCAAAACUGUGCUCGUACCUCCCCUUUUUUAAACCAGCUGAGUCCUGCUCCUGCCACAUCUCGAGGUGGGAAUAAGAGCAUUUAAAAGCUGCUUUCCUCUAUUUUCAAAAAGAAACCUCUCCUGUAUUGCGACACUCUCCAAAAAAGAAAACUCCCCGUCGGUCAACAUCAGUCAUUUUUGCACAGCCCACUCAACAUCCGCGGUCCAUUCUUCUCAUUGUGUCCCCCCCCCCGCCUAGAUGCAGCCCUCUCUGUUUUUGGAUCAUUACACACGGAUCCCUCUCUCUGCACGGCCUCCAGGCGAGUGACACAUCUGAGCAGAUGAGCACGGGGUUCAGUAGAAGCAGUUUCAAGCAGCUCGUCUUCCACAGGAGGACAAGCUGAGGCUAAUGGCUGAAUAACUGGUUCUACAUCGUGGAUCGCUACGUGCCGGAGCUUUUAAUCGAAAGAAGAAAAAAAAAACGAUUUAGCCUCUAGUGGCUCAAUUCCAUCAUUUUUUUUUUUUUUUGUGUGGUACCCGGAGACUGGGCUGAUCGAAUCAGAAUCAAUCCACUCUUCGGUUACAGCUCAGAAGAAUUGGCACCGCAGUGAAAAAGUUCUUAAUGGAUGAGUCGGGGGCGGCUAGAUUUUCCAUCUGCACAAAAUGUCCAACAAUGAGGCGUCUGUGUUCAAGGUGUUUGGAUGUUGACUCAUCCUCGGUACUGUCUGUGCGUUUAGGGUACUGAUCAAAUGUAGUUUUGGAGGGUACCGGACACGGGAAGGGCUCGGUUGGGUUAGUUGUAUUUUUGUAAAGAUGAAAAAAAAAAAACAGUUCUAGUCGGGUAGGGAAAGGACAGCACUUUGUAGGAGGCUUAGUGGCAGGUAGUGCUACUGAAAUAAACCAGAAAAAAAACUAAAAAGUUGGAGACAUAAAGCAUUGUUAAAAUGAGUUGUUGAUGAGUUGUUGUUUUUUUCUUUUAAUUUAUCAUUUUUCUUUUUGUUUUGAAAAUAAAGACACCUGUAGGGAAGCAGAAAAAGAACUCCUAACUACACAGUGCCACUUGUUAAUUUUGUGUAAAUAAUACUAGAUGUAAAUACAAUGUUGUAUAUGAAAAAAAAAUCUUUAAAAUAAAAGGGAAAAUCAUUUGUGAGCAGAAAGAUUUUGUUUUUAUUUGAUUUUUGGAUUUUGUUUUUCUCCCCAUCUCCCUUUUUUGAAUGAUUCAAAUGUGACACAAGAUGGUGUGUGUUUGAAGACUGCUAUUUCAAAAAAUCUUCUGUUUUAUUUGAAACAUAAUCUAUAACAGCGAGUGUAUAUAUAAUGGAACACAGAAUAAUGAGAAAUGUUUUACCGUAUUAUACCUUUGGUUUAACUCCUUACCUGUGUCAUAAAAUCCUUUGUCCUCA